Stereum hirsutum FP-91666 SS1 is the source of this 1968-nucleotide messenger RNA. RefSeq names its product aryl-alcohol-oxidase from pleurotus Eryingii. Bases 139 to 1968 code for a protein of 609 amino acids. The transcript has 15 exons. The record is from RefSeq and is a predicted model, not a curated record. NCBI's taxonomy places the organism in Eukaryota, Fungi, Basidiomycota, Agaricomycetes, Russulales, Stereaceae. Gene Ontology annotation, molecular function: oxidoreductase activity, acting on CH-OH group of donors; flavin adenine dinucleotide binding.
ACUCGAAUCCUAUCAGCUGGACUGCCAGUGGAAGUGCUUGCUAACGUACAACUUGGACUGCAGGCUUCUCGGGCGUUACUACAUAAGCAGGAAUGGCCAUCUAUCUCGGAUCACCCAUCCUUAGACCUUCCCUCUGAUAUGUUCUUCGGACGCCUUGUCUUUCCUCUCCUGCUUCUAUGCCUUCACGGCGUUGAAGCGGCGCUUUUUCAGUCUCCGUCAGAUCUUCUUGCAAACACGAGGUACAACUAUAUCAUCGUUGGAGGCGGAGCGGCCGGGGGUGUUCUUGCGUAUCGCCUGACGGAAGAUGCGGAGGUCAACGUUCUCUUAAUAGAAGCUGGAUCGAGUGACUUCGAAAACACAAAUAUUAAAGUACCUGGGCUUCAAAGUCGACUCCAAGGAUCGCAAUUUGACUGGAAUUUCACGACGACCAAUAUGCCUGGGUUGAAUGGUCGGUCGGUAUCAUACCCGAGAGGUUUUGUGCUCGGUGGCUCCACGGCCAUUAACAACAUGGCGUUCAAUCGAGGAUCAAUGGACGACUUCGAUCGUUGGGCAGACUUUACAGGAGACGAUGGGUGGUCUUGGGAGUCUCUUUUCCCUUAUAUCUUGAAAAUGGAAAACUUGACGGCACCCACGGACCAUCGCGACACGAGUGGUGAGAUUCUGUCCUCGAUUCAUGGUCAUCAUGGGCCUCUUCGUACCAGUCUUCCCGGCCUUCGGUUACCUACAGACGAUAGGGUCCUUAACGCAUCGGCGGAGCUUUCGUCUGAAUAUCCAUAUAACAUCGACAUGAACUCGGGCAAUACUAUUGGAAUAAGCUGGGCUCCAUACACGAUCUCCAAUGGUGUAAGAUCCAGCUCUGCAUCAGCAUACAUUGCUCCAGCUCUCUCCAGAGCGAAUCUCCAUGUUCUCGUGAACACGCUCGUGACAAGAGUCGUCCAGACAGUAUCUGAAAACGAAACCGCAGCUUUCAGGAGUGUCGAGUUGACUCAAAGCGCUUCCGACUCGAUAUUCAUACUCAAUGCAACUCAAGAAGUUAUAUUGUCGGCGGGUGCAGUCAAGACUCCCCAGAUACUCAUGUUGUCUGGUAUAGGAGAUGCCUCGCAACUCUCAUCUCUCGGAAUACAGACACUCGUCGAUAUCCCAGGCGUCGGACGAAAGCUAGUUGAUCAUCCUCUUUUAGGGUCAUCGUGGACCGUCAGCUCAAAUGAUACGCUUGACAAUCUUCAACUUAAUGCUGAGUUCUUCAAUGAGCAACUCAGUCUUUGGGAGACCGAUCGUACGGGAGAAUUGAUACUGAGCGGCGCAAACCAGAAGGGGUUCUUGAGGCUACGAGACGAUGAUCCAGCAUUUGGAAAUGGGACGAUAGAAGACCCUAGCGCAGGAUCAACUUCUGGGCAUUACGAGUUUAUCUUCUCACAUUCACCUUUUGUGCCACACCGUUCAGUCGGCAAUAUAACUCUCCAGUCAUCCUCCCCCUUCGACCCGCCAGUCAUCAAUCCCAACCUCCUCGCCACACGCUUCGAUAUUCUCACCAUGGUCUCAGCGAUCAAAUCUGCACGUCGUUUCAUGUCCGCAUCGUCAUGGAAUGGAUGGAUCCUCGAAGAGUAUGGGGAAUUUGCGCAGGCCAUUACUGAUGCAGAGAUAGAAGAGUAUGUAAGAAACAAUUCUGCGACGGUAUUUCAUCCGUGCUGCACGGCAGCUAUGGAACCUAAGGUGUAUAGCGGCACUGGAGCCAACACGACGAGGAAGGCACAUGGAAGUGGAAGAGGUGGCGGAGUACUGAAGUCGGAUUUGACGGUAAAGGGGACAGUGGGGUUGAGGGUUGUCGAUGCAUCCGCAUUCCCGUUCAUCCCGUCUGUCCAUACACAAGGGCCGACUUAUAUUCUCGCAGAGCGUGCUGCAGACCUGAUCAAGGGGGCGUCCAAAAAUAGCUCCUGUGCCAUAGCACGAAGGGCUGAAGCGGUUUGA